Messenger RNA from Salvia splendens (bonfire salvia), 391 nucleotides. Its product is annotated as peamaclein. Bases 7 to 276 code for a protein of 89 amino acids. The transcript has 2 exons. The record is from RefSeq and is a predicted model, not a curated record. NCBI's taxonomy places the organism in Eukaryota, Viridiplantae, Streptophyta, Magnoliopsida, Lamiales, Lamiaceae.
GCUAACAUGAAGCCUUAUUUUGCUGCAUUCCUAGUUGUGGCACUAAUUUUAAGCUCCAAUUUUCUUGAGUCCACAGCUACAGAAGAAUCAAGUUUUUGUGGGGAGAAAUGUGGAGUGAGGUGCUCAAAAGCAGGGUUGAAGAAGAGGUGCUUGAAAUAUUGUGGGAUAUGCUGUGAAGAAUGCAAAUGUGUGCCUUCUGGAACAUUUGGGAAUAAAUCAGAGUGCCCUUGCUAUAGGGACAAAUUGAAUUCCAAGGGCAACCCCAAAUGCCCUUAAUUCAUAUUCUUCCUAUUAUUUUCUUUACAUAUAUUUUGCUUUAACUUCCUCUCUUUUGAGAAGAUAAUGUAUUGGUGUGAUGAUCAAUAAAAGGAGGCUCAUUUCUUUCCUCUAA